GCGAUCGCCGCCAUGAUGAACAGAAGCGGCGUAAUGCGCUUGGAAACUCGAAGCCGAGCCAAGGAUGAUGUCAAACGGGUUAUGCUGUCAGUGGAGCGCGUAAGGAAAUGGGAAAAGAAAUGGGUUAAUGUCGGUCCAAGCAGCUGUACCUUGAAAGUUUUCAAAUGGGUCCCGGUGAGUCAAGACCAGAGCAAGAAAGAGGAGAAAAUCAGAGGGAAAAAACAUGUCACAACAAGCAAUUGUAACACUGAUGAGGGAGACAGAGACAAUCAGUCUAUUAGCUCAAGUGUUGGUGAAACUAAUGACAGUGCUGCAUCAUCCCCAAGUUCAUCCCAGCAGCAUUCUGUAGACUUAUCAACAGAUACAUCUGUGAGAACCAAGUUUCAACCAGUGCAUCCUUUAGAGCUGAGUAAUAACAAAACGUCACAAGGGGAGGGUGGUGGUCUUCCAACAAGCACAAGUCCAAUCAAACGACGAGCAAGUCAGGCUGAGGAGCUCUUGAAAGCAGAAGAGGCAGGAGUGAACUUUGAGGAAAGUGACAAAGGAAGUCUUGGUAAUGACGACAACUCUUGCAGUGCCUUUGAUCUCAAUGAAGACAGCAACUUAAGUAUCAAUGAUGCCAAUAAUGAUGACAAUGAAGUGGACAAUAGCUAUGUUAGUAAUGAGGAUGAUGAAAAUGAAGAUAAUGAAAUUGAUGAAGAUGAAAAUGAUGAUGAUGACGAUGGCAAUGGCGAUACCCAAAAUACAUUUGAAGGAGAGGAAAGUAACCUUGUGCCUUCUAUUGCAAGUGAAGAGAGUGCCACCAUUUCAUAUCGACUGGGGAUGGGAAUGAUCCCAGAUGAAGAAGACUCAAGAGACUUUGAGAGCACCAAUGAUAGCUCAUUACAACCUGUGACAGAUCUGAUGGGUGUGGCAGAUGGGCCAUCUAAUGAGGCUGAGCAAAUGCCAUCUCAAACUACUACUGAUAUCUCAAGCAUGUUGGAGCAAGACAGUAACCAGGAGGGAACCGACUGUCCACCGCUAAAGAGACCUCGCACUGAGUCUCCCAGUGAGGAACAAGAACAAUAAUGUUGUUGUGGUAGUUAAUUUUAUUUUCUUUUGUAGAAAAAAGAUUAAAAUGAUAUUUAUAUGGUAAAAAAAAGAGAUUAAAUAAAAUAUUGGUUACUAUUUAUUGGAGAACCAGAGUAAAAGUUAAAAGCUUACAUUAAGCUCUCCUCAAAUGAAUACUGUAGUUGUUUUUGUAAAGAAUAUGUUUUGUAAGGAACAUCAUGUCUUCCUUGUAAUCAAGACUGUACUCUGUACACCCUUAUCCUGGGAACAUUAGCAGUUUUUGAUUUAGUGUGAAUUAACCUACUCUCCUUCGUUACAAGGCUUUUUGUAUCAUUAUGGCAUACUCCUACCAGUUAGUCAAUUUCUUGGGGAUGGGGUGCUUUUGCUUGCCCCUAGGGACUUGAAAGAGGCACUGACUUUUGAUAUUGAAUGCAAGUGUACUGUGAACAUUUUGCUUCUGUAUAGUUCAAGUGGUCUUUAGAAGUCUUUAAAUUGAGAAAAAAGUGGAUUGUGUGUACAUGAAUAAAGAUUUUUCUCCAACC
This is a messenger RNA of Stylophora pistillata, 1592 nucleotides long. RefSeq lists its product as uncharacterized. The record is from RefSeq and is a predicted model, not a curated record. Lineage: Eukaryota; Metazoa; Cnidaria; Anthozoa; Scleractinia; Pocilloporidae.